Molecule: messenger RNA, 3303 nt
Organism: Naegleria fowleri
Lineage: Eukaryota; Heterolobosea; Eutetramitea; Acrasida; Naegleriidae
Exons: 1
Coding region: 1-3303 (1100 amino acids)
Molecular function (GO): ubiquitin-protein transferase activity; ATP hydrolysis activity
Source: RefSeq, a predicted model, not a curated record
AUGCUCCUUACCAAGAAUAAUGCUGCUCUUUCCGUAUUAUUUUCUGAUUUUGGACAAAUAAUGUCAUACUCCAAUUCUGAGGUCAUAUUCGGCUCAUCAAACUUCCAAAAUUGCGCUAAAGAACUCCAGAUAUGUAUGGAUAUUCAACUAAUUAAGCAGUGUAUGGCCAUUGGAAAAAUUGUUGUACUGGUGAAUUGUGAACAACUCUAUGAGAGCUUGUACGAUUUAUUUAAUUUACAGUAUAUAGAAUAUGAUGAGAAUCGCGUUGUUGCAAUCUCCUUAGGAACUUACAGCAGAAUUUGCUCGGUUCACAAAAACUUCAGAGUCAUUGUAAUUGUAGAUCAGGAUGAUGCAUAUACACGAUUACCAAAACCACUUCUCAAUCGAUUUGAAAAGCAAACACUUCACAGAGAGGAUUUAUUCGACAAGUACUCCUCAGCCAACUUGCGAGCAGUUUUAUCAAAACUUCAGAGUUGGGUAAAAUCAACCUUUGAUGAAGAUGAAAGACCAUUUGUUAACACUCACAAAUCUCUACUCCAUUCUUUGGUAUUGUCAUUGGACUCGAAACAAACAGAAGACACAACGUUGCAUGACUUUCUCCUAAGUCAAUGCAAGAAUUUAUUGCUGUGGAUCACCACAACUGAUGCCAUAAUUAGAAUGUCUUCAAAGAAUUUAAGAAAUAAGGAGUAUGCUAGAAUGUAUUUCGAACAGCAAGAGCAUAGAGAUCUCUUUAAAUUUUCUCAGUACUUGUUUGAAGCAAUGCAGUCACAACAAAAAAGCGGCUUAUCGAAUCCUCUGAUUUUUAAUGGAUACUUCCAAGUCUGUGUACUGACUUAUUCGUCAGUUUCUAUGGACUGCAGCUCUCUGAUCAGCACUGAUCGAGUUGAAUAUGUAGAGACCUUGAGUUUGAGCGACUUAAAAUCAGAUAUUGGAUUAUCAGAAAAACUGAAACAAUACUUUGAAAAGCCAGUUUCAACGCAAACUGCACAGCAUGUAUUAAUCAUUCAGUGUGAGAUUGUGAAUUUUGAUUUGUUAAAUCAAACCAAGUUCAUGAUUCAAAAACAAAGAACAUGUUCUGGGAUACUCAAUACUCAGGGAAAGAAUGUGCUUCUAAUUGUAAAUGUUGUUCCAGGAAAGUCCAACACGACUCAAUAUUUAAUUGAGUUUGACACACCAUGGAAGUAUGCAUUUAUAGAUGAAAUUAGACCUAUGCAGCAUUCCAUCUAUGACAUUUUAAAUAGACCUUUUUCUGAGCAGAUACAACUUGCAAAUGUUCGACAAAUUAUUAGCAAUAACUUCAGAACCGCAUUGGCUCUGUUAAGGAAAACCAACACCAAAAUUAAUGACAUUACUGUACUAAUUUCGAGAACCAAAGAACUUCUAGACAACGAAGACUGUUGGAAAGUAAUUCAACCAAAAAUCAUGGAGAUUUGUUUUGACUACUUCUCUCAGAAUCAGACAAAUUAUUAUUCGACCUUUGUUGCUCAACACAUGCAAGAAUAUUUUCUGGUAGCAAACACUUAUUAUUCUGCAAUCCAAUAUUGCAUUGAGAGAAUAUUAAUCAAAUCAUUUACAUAUCUUCUUGCAGAAUUGGAGAGAAACAACAAUCUGGAUUUGUACUUUGAAUUUAAGAAGGCAAACAGAACGGAUGGAACAUCACUUUGGCUUCGACUAUUGAGCGAUAUGAAACGUCCAUCCAUUACGAACAUGUUCACCAAGUAUGAUCAGGCCAACUCUUCGGCAGAAUUACUUCGUUGGAAACCCAUAGAAGUGAAAAAUGAUGGAAACAAUAACAGAAUAUUCAAAUGUCGAUUCCCAUUUUCCUUUGAAGUUUGUAGAUAUUUACACAGCUUGAGAAGCAUUUGUGAGAGCUCACGUUUUGGUGUUACUACAGCACUUCAAAAUCAUAUCAACAUGUUGUAUCCAUUCCUUAAUAACUUGCCAAGAGAAUUUUCAGAAUUCUUUAUCUAUGACUACAUGUGUAUGUUUGGAGAACAAUGUACAGUUCUAACGAAUGAAGUUCAAUAUGAAAUUCUCAAGAAAAUGCUCGAGACAGAGCAUAACGAUUCUAGCGAUACAAAUAGUCAUAUUGCCAAUGCGCUUUCAUUCUACUGGAAGCAAGAACGAAGAUUACAGGCUUACUAUGUACUCUUUGAGACGUUCCCCAAGUCCGUUCUUCAAAAGAAAUUCUUACAAAAGCUCCUUGUUCCUUCAUUGAGAGUGACAUCCGUUGAGGAAAUUGAUAUAUUACUAUUCAGCGUGAUUUAUCAUAAUUUAGAUCCAAGAAAGGUUGAAAUUUCAUAUGAUCCUGUUAUCACAAAACAACGAAGAAUGAUUUGGGUAAAAACAUUGACUGACAUCAAGGGUCCUGUAGAGGUAUUAACGAGUUUGAUGCGAAAUUCUGGAUCAUCCAUGUUAAAUAAUAUUGGAUUCAUUCAUGAGAAAUGGAGAAAGCUGCAAUUCUACAAGGAGUAUCUUCAAGAGAUUGCCAUUCCUUUGGGAAUUGUUAAAGAUAUAUCCAUGAUUUUGUGGCAAAAUAUGAAAACCAAACCUCUCUCUUCGAUCAAUAGUUUGGAAUUAAUUCUGUACUUCCUUGACUUGGUUAGCAAGAUUGGAGAUAAUCAAAAAUCGACCACGAUUGACACCAGAAAAGCCAAUAUUUCACGAUUUUUCGAAAUGUUUACCUCCAAGUUCCUUAUAAGACCCAUUGGUAAAGAUGAUGAGAUUGACAAAUCAUUUUACUCCGUGUUAGUCAGUAUUGUGAAAGGAGAUAAUGAAAAGUUUAAACAGGUCAUGAAAAAUCCAACUCAAAAUCUUAAGGUUAGCAUUUUGAAGAAGCUCCUUCUCAACAAACAAACCAAAGUGCUUGUGAAUUCCGAGCUGAGAGAAAUCGUCAAACAAGAAUUGGGAAUAUCGGCCGUAGCAUCGAUCAAUAGCUCAGCAUCUCUCGACCAGAGCACAUUUUACAGUUAUUUGUGCAUCUAUGAAUCGGUUCUUCAGAGUAUUCCUGAGGAGCAAAUUUCCAAAUUAAUUUCCUCUAUUUCAGAGUCGAUUCUUGAUGUCCAUACUUGGAAAGAUAUAAUCAAGGAAGUACAAUUACUGGCUGUUAUUAGAACAUCUUUAUCCUCAUUUGCAGACAGAUUAAUUGCUGCAUCUGAAAAAGGAGAAUCCAUACGAGCCAUCAUUGGAUCAAACACCAUCUACCAACAGUUAUUGACUCUUCUCGAUAAGCCCAGUUUCAAUUUCCUGCGAUUGGUACUCCUUCGAUUGGUUGUCGAAAGGAAGGGCAGAGUCUUUUACUGA